CAGCAACCUCAAAAUGAACGCCUUUCUCCUGAUCUCCCUCGCUCUAACUUCCACAUUCUUCUCCUUCUCCCAGGAAGCCUCAUCAGCUUCAGGGGAAAGUGACUUGCAAGCCUACAUUGUGUUUGUAGACGAGCCAGCAGAAGUCCUAACGUUCUCCACAGAGUCAAAUGAUGAUUUGCUUCGCUGGUACACCUCAUUCCUUCCCACAACCACUCUAAGCUCAAACAACCAACAAGAACGAAUGGUCCAUUCCUACCGCAAAGUCGCAACAGGCUUCGCAGCUAAGCUCACACUGCAGGAAGCUAAAGCGAUGGAAGGGAAGGAAGGCUUCAUCUCGGCCAGAGUCGAGCGAUCUGUGCCCCUACACACAACUCACUCUCCCAACUUUCUUGGUCUACAGCAGAAUUUAGCAGAAUCUGAUUGGAACUCCUCGAAUUUGGGCCAAGGACUGAUCAUUGGUCUAAUUGACAGUGGAAUCAAGCAAGAUCACGCUUCUUUCUCCGACGAAGGCAUGCCUCCCCCACCUGCCAAAUGGAGAGGCAAGUGCGAGUUCAACGGUAAACGAACAUGUAACAACAAGCUCAUUGGUGCUAGAAGUUUCCCUGCCUCCUUAGGCGAUCUCCCGUCGGAAGAUGAAUACCACGGCAGUCAUACUGCAGGGAGCCCUGUUCAAGGUGCCAAUGUGCUUGGACAAGCAAAUGGGACUGCGAUGGGGAUCGCACCGAAAGCCCAUUUGGCAAUGUACAAGGUAUGUGGAAUGAGCGACUGCCCCGAGAGCGGGUUAUUGGCAGCAAUUGAUGCUGCUGUUGAGGAUGGUGUUGAUGUGCUUUCGAUGUCGCUUGGUGUCAGAACGGAUAAUUUCUAUAACGACGUGAUUGCGGUGGGUGCAUUUAGAGCCAUUCAGAACGGCAUCUUUCUGAGCUGCUCAGCUGGAAAUGCUGGACCAUCCAAGUCUUCUUUGAAUAAUGAGGCGCCAUGGAUUUUGACCGUUGGAGCGAGCACGAUCGACAGGGAGAUCAGAGCAAAUGUGGUGCUAGGAAACAAUGUGGAGCUCCAUGGGGAAUCCCUCUACCAGCCAGAGGGUUUUGAUUCGCGACAAUUGCCAAUCAUUGAACCUUCUGCAACUGGGGGAAAUGCACCUGCAGUAUUUUGUGUAGCAGGGUCAUUGAAGAACAUUGACGUUAAGGGCAAGAUAGUCGUAUGCCAGGCAGGCAGAGUUGAUCCAACCGCGAAGGGACGAGAAGUGAAGGAUAAUGGUGGAGCAGGCAUGAUCUUUAUGAAUGAUUUGGCGGGUGGAGACACUAUUUUUCCAAAUGCUCAUGUUCUCCCUGCGUCGCAGCUUAGUUAUCGGUAUGGAUUAAUAGUGAUGAGUUACUUGAACUCCACACAAUCUCCAACCGCAUCAAUCUCAUUCCAAGGUACCUUGAUUGGCAAGAAAAGUGCGCCACAAGUUGCCUCAUUCUCUUCCCGUGGGCCUAGUCUGAACUCUCCAGGGAUCCUAAAGCCAGACAUCAUUGGACCCGGGGUCAACGUUUUGGCUGCUUGGCCAGUCCCGGUUGACAAUGCUACCAACUCAUUCAAUAUGAUUUCAGGAACUUCAAUGUCAUGCCCGCACCUUAGCGGAGUCGCAACUCUGGUCAAGAGUGCUCAUCCAAAUUGGUCCCCGGCAGCCAUAAAGUCGGCCAUUUUAACCACGGCUUACAAGUACGAUCGUGGUGGCAGGUCAAUUUCCACCGAGCAGAAUGUUUCUGCUUCUGUUUUCGAUAUGGGUUCUGGCCACGUGAAUCUGUCAAUGGCCUUGAGUCCAGGCUUGGUAUAUGACAUCCAGCCAGAUGAUUACAUUCCUUAUCUGUGUGGAUUGGGUUAUGGAGACACCGAGAUAAGAUUGAUCACGCAACGAAAGGUGAAUUGCUCGAAUGUAUCUUCCAUUCCCGAGGCCCAACUCAAUUACCCAACAUUUUCCAUCUCAUUAGACUCCGACGAUCAGAAGACUUACACAAGAACAGUUACUAAUGUUGGCCUUCCCAACUCUAGUUACACAUGCAAGACUUUAUCUCCAGAAGGCGUUGAUGUUAAAGUCAUGCCCGACAAGAUCGAGUUCAAGGACUUGAACGAGAAAGCGAGUUAUUCCGUGACAUUUACUAAGUUGGGGAAUGUGACGAUUACUAAGGCUAGUGAAGGCCACUUGAUCUGGUCAUCUGCUGAUGGAAAAUCUAAGGUCCUCAGCGCUAUUGUCGUUGACUUUGUUUGACGUAAUUAAUACUUAAUUUACUGUUGCAAUUGUGGCUUUUUCUUGUAUCUUUGUGUUUUUGCCUUUUUGGAAUAUUUGAUUGGCUACAAUGUAGUUUAAGUGUAUGGCUAUGUUGCUUAAUUUUAGUAAACCAAUAAAUGGGUUAGUCGACCGUUGCUACGUUCAAUACCAUCAUGAUCUGUGGUUUGAUUUGGUUUUGUAAAAAUAUUUAAAAUUCGUGUUAAAAUAUAUGAGAUAUGAAUAUAAUUAUAUAAAAAUU
Messenger RNA from Linum trigynum, 2510 nucleotides. Lineage: Eukaryota; Viridiplantae; Streptophyta; Magnoliopsida; Malpighiales; Linaceae. The record is from the annotation of a GenBank genome assembly.